UAGCCGGCCGGCGGAAGACUAUUUUUUGUUAUUUAUCACUGUAUAUUUUAAAUAUUGUCGGGUUUCCUCAGGUUGCAGAUUUAUUAAAUAUAUAUAUAUUUGUCGUUAUACAUUCUUAAUACGUCUGUCAGGGCCGUCGCCUGCCUUCUAUAAACAUUAGCUGCCGUGUUAUUGUUUUAGAGGACUUUAUUAUUAUUUCAUUAGCAAUGCUCUGUAGCUAACGCUGGUUAGCCUAACCAGCAGCCUGCUAGUAAGCUAGCUCCUGCGCUGUGUUGAUUAAAUCAUAUCACCAACACGAAGUGAUGGCCGAGCUCUUUCCUCGGUUUAAUCUGCUGAAACUGGGCUGGAGAGCUCUGAAAUUCAGAAAAACAUCUCCAUUACCGUGCUCAGCUCAGACCAGCCGAAGCAGCAGCAGCAGCAGUUGUGGACCCAGCUCAUUUGGGUUGCUCUUCGACAUUGAUGGGGUCCUGGUCCGUGGAAGAACUCCCAUUCCUGCAGCUAAGCAGUGCUUUAGGAAACUGGUGGAUGGAAAUGGAAAGUAUAAAGUCCCUGUGGUGUUUGUGACCAAUGCAGGCAACUCUAUGCGCCAGACCAAAGCUGAACAGUUAUCUCAUCUUCUAGAAGUAGAGGUGUCACCAGAUCAGGUCAUGUUGUCCCACAGUCCUUUGCGGGUCUUCACUCAGUUCCAUGAGAUGUGUGUGCUAGUAUCUGGACAGGGGCCGAUUUUGGAAGUUGCACAAAAUUUGGGUUUUCAAAAUGUUGUCACUAUAGAUAUGCUGAGAAAGGCAUACCCUCUGCUGGAUGUGGUGGAUCACAACCGUAGACCCAAAAACGUGGUUCCAUCUCCCAAAGAGUUACCACAAAUUGAAGCUGUUGUUCUCUUUGGUGAGCCAAUCAGGUGGGAGACUAAUCUACAGCUAAUUAUGGAUGUUCUGUUGACUAAUGGAAGACCAGGAAACCCUGUAACAUCCUUGCAUUACCCACAUAUCCCUGUGUUGGCUUGCAAUAUGGAUCUGUUGUGGAUGGCAGAAGCAAAGAACCCUCGAUUUGGUCAUGGGAUGUUCCUAGUUUGUCUGGAGAGUCUCUAUAAAAAAAUUACAGGUCAUGACUUGCAAUAUGAAGCUCUGAUUGGCAAGCCCAGUGUGGUAACUUACAACUAUGCUGAGCUGCUGAUCAGACAGCAGGCAGAGAGUCUGGGUUGGACAGAACCAGUUCGGAGACUUUAUGCCAUUGGGGACAACCCAAUGGCUGACAUUUAUGGCGCAAACCUCUAUAACCGCUACCUACAGUCAACACGCUGUGCGAGGGCUCAGGUGCAGGCCCAGGGAGGCAUCGCUGGUCAGGUAGCAGGUGAUGUUCAGUAUGAAACAGUUGAUGAUGCUAAAAACUCUGGUAAGGUGAUGGUGGGGGGCUCAUAUGAGCAUUGUUUGCCAGAGGGAUGCAGCUCCAUCCUGGUUUGCACAGGCGUCUACAGCCGAGACCAGGAGGACCUGGCCCCUGAUCAGACAGUCACAGAGCAGCGUAUUUUCCACGGGCAUCGGGAUUUCCGCUUUGACCCGAGCCUGAUCCAGCCCAGCUUUGUGGUUCAUGAUGUACUAGAGGCUGUGGAGCUGGUCUUCCAGCAAGAGUCCUGUCCCCUUGAGUGAACCAAAGGCUCAUCAGACCUACCAAGAUUUAUUACCUCACACACUGGAGGGUUGGGCAGGUCAAACAGUUGAACAGUUUUGACUGUAACAGCUUAUAUAUGAUAAAGGACAUUGAUUAAUGUAAAAAAAAACAUUUUUAUAAUCCACCACAAAGAAGCCAUAUAAGCAUUAAGACGAAAAGGAAAACAAUGUUCAAUGUUUAAAUGUUGUGCAACAUUGUGCAAUCUUUCUUGUUUUAGUCUGUAUAAUAUUAUGCCACACUUUUAUAUUGUGUAUUUUUAAAUAGACAUCAGGUUUACCAUCAUUUGUCAACACUGUCAUCAUGCAAAUUGUUUUUAUCAGAUAUGCAGGUUGUGGAGUUUUAUUUUUUAUUUUUUAAGCUUUUAAAAUUGUAUGCAAAAUGUUAUAUUUUUUGCUCAGCCAUACAAUGCAAUUUUUAUUUGUAGAUUUAAAAAAAGGGAUAAAUCUUGCCAGAUGAAUAUUGUUUGCCUUGCUAUUUGUCAGUUGCUGUUUUAAAUUUGAUAUUGUUCUUUGCUUGUUCUCAGCCAAAAUAAAUGAAAUUUUGAGAAUUCGA
Molecule: messenger RNA, 2220 nt
Organism: Astyanax mexicanus (Mexican tetra)
Lineage: Eukaryota; Metazoa; Chordata; Actinopteri; Characiformes; Acestrorhamphidae
Gene: hdhd5
Product: haloacid dehalogenase like hydrolase domain containing 5
Exons: 8
Coding region: 303-1646 (447 amino acids)
Biological process (GO): glycerophospholipid biosynthetic process
Cellular component (GO): mitochondrion
Source: RefSeq, a predicted model, not a curated record